Molecule: messenger RNA, 981 nt
Organism: Rhizophagus irregularis DAOM 181602=DAOM 197198
Lineage: Eukaryota; Fungi; Glomeromycota; Glomeromycetes; Glomerales; Glomeraceae
Source: RefSeq, a predicted model, not a curated record
AUGGAAAGUGAUCAAAAGCAUCUAACAGCCUUAACCAAUAUCCCGCCCAAGUCUACUUCAUCUGAGAGUAGUUCAUCUGAAUCAAACUCAUCCGAGUCUGGCUCAUCAUCUGAGACUAGUUCAUCCGAAUCUAGUUUGUCAUCUGGUAGUUCGACUGAAUCUAGUUCCUCAUCCGAGACUAGCUCAUCUGAAUCUGGUUCAUCUGAUUCUGAUAUUGAUGAAAUAGCAUCAAUCGAUACGUCCACUGAUGUAAAUUACAUUAGCCAAAAACAUAUUGGUGAAUUAGGAAUUACAUAUCACAGUGAAAGCAAUAGAAUUGUAACUCCAGAUACAUCCUAUUCCACAUUAGGAAAGGUCAAUCUGCAUAUCGGCUUUAAUGAUGGUGAGAAAUAUAAAACCACACCCAGUGAAUUCAUAGUUGCUGGACCAGAUUGGCCUGAUUAUUUUCCUGACUUAGUAUUGGGAAUGCCAUGGUUACAAGAAAAUGGUGUAAAUUUUGAUAUGCAUAAUUCAUUACUAACUAUAGAUGAUAAUUUUACGAUCCCAUUCGAAAAAGUAGACUAUAUUUCAACAUUAUCUGAUAGUCAAAUCCGAACUAUGACUGAUUUUUCCAGUCCAACCUAUAACAAUUUACUUGAUCUUCUUCCGCCGGAGAUAAUAUCAUUUAUUCUAAAGUAUCUUCCAGAACAGGAACUAAAGAAUUCUCGCAGUAUAAAUGAUAUAUGGGAAAGAGAAGUGAAUCAUGAACAAUCCAAAAGACUGAAAUUUUUAUUUUGGGGAAUAGUUCAAGGCAAUUAUACGGUAAAGGAAUAUUAUUUGAAACUGAAAGAGUGGAAUUUAAGCAAAGACUAUCCAGAAUGGCUUCUUAAAAAUCUAUUCUUCAGAGAAUUAUCACCUGAAGAUAUAUUAAAAGUUCGUUUGGAUGGGUUACAAGCACUUGCGUUAGAUGACAUAGUGGAAAGGCUUAGUCUGGAGCAGUAA